Molecule: messenger RNA, 6022 nt
Organism: Polypterus senegalus (gray bichir)
Lineage: Eukaryota; Metazoa; Chordata; Cladistia; Polypteriformes; Polypteridae
Gene: col14a1a
Product: collagen, type XIV, alpha 1a
Exons: 45
Coding region: 146-5296 (1716 amino acids)
Cellular component (GO): interstitial matrix
Molecular function (GO): protein binding
Source: RefSeq, a predicted model, not a curated record
UCGGAGGGGUUGUGGAGUUAACGAGUGUUUAAGUAAAGAAAGAACACUGCACAGGUCAGGACACUCUGCUGCCGAUUCUUGGGGAGUGCAAUCAGACUCACAUUCAUGACCUUUAAGAGUUGCACAAGAUCAUCAUACUAACAUAAUGAAGGUCAUUUCUGGAUGUGGGACAAUGCCUUCACUUCUUCUGGUAUUUCUAGUCAUGAUACUUCAUUCUGCAAAUAAGGCUGAAGGUCAAGUAGAGACAUUCAUUUGCAAAUCCCCAGCAAUUGCAGACAUCGUAAUACUCGUGGAUGGAUCCUGGAGUAUUGGCAGGAUUAAUUUUCGUCUGGUUCGUUUAUUCUUGGAAAAUUUGGUCAGUGCCUUCUCAGUGGGCUCUGAUAAAACAAGAGUGGGUCUUGCUCAGUACAGUGGUGAUCCCAGAAUAGAAUGGCAUCUGAAUGCAUUCAAUACCAAAGAGGCUGUGAUAGAUGCAGUUAAGAAUCUACCAUAUAAAGGAGGAAAUACACUUACAGGUCUGGCAUUGACUUAUAUUUUAGAAAAUAGUUUCAAGCCAGAAUCUGGAGCUAGGCCGGGUGUGCCCAAGAUUGGCAUCUUAAUUACAGAUGGCAAGUCUCAAGAUGAUGUCAUUCCACCAGCAAGAAGUCUUCAAGAUGCAGGAAUCGAGCUAUUUGCUAUUGGUGUUAAAAAUGCAGAUGAAAACGAACUAAAAGCAAUUGCCUCCGACCCUGAUGAUUCACAUGUCUACAAUGUAGCUGAUUUUAACAUCAUGAGUACUAUUGUGGAAAGCCUGACAAAAACUGUUUGUGAUCGAGUUGAGGAACAAGAUAAGAAAAUUAAAGGAGUAACUAGCAGCACUUUUCUCAUGGGAGCUCCUCAGGAUCUGAAAACAUCUGAAGUGACAGCUAGAAGUUUCCGUGUUACGUGGGCACAUGCCCCUGGAAAGGUGGAAAAAUAUCGAGUGGUGUUCUACCCUACUAGAGGAGGGCAGCCAGAAGAGGCAGUAGUGGAUGGAUCUGAGAACACUGUGGUAUUGAAGAACUUGAUGUCCUUGACAGAAUACCAAAUUGCUGUAUUUGCAGUUUAUACCAGCACUGCAAGUGAGGGGUUGAGGGGCAGUGAAACGACAUUGGCUCUGCCCAUGGUUAGUGAUCUACACCUUUAUGAUGUCACACACAACAGCAUGAGGGUCAGGUGGAAAGGGGUUCUGGGAGCAUCUGGGUACAUGAUCCUUUAUGCUCCACUAACAGAAGCAGAUGUAACAGAUGAAAAAGAGGUGAAAGUUUUGGAGACUAUUACUGACAUUGAAUUGAGUGGAUUAACUCCCAAUACAGAGUACACUGUUACUGUCUAUGCCAUGUAUGGAGAAGAAGCCAGUGAUCCACUGACAGGCCAGGAAACUACAUUACCGUUAUCGGCCCCAAGAAACCUGAAGUUCUCAGAAAUUACACAUAAUGGAGCCAGAGUCACCUGGGAUGCAGCAUCCAAAAAAGUGAAAGGGUACAAGAUUAUGUAUGUGAAGACUGAUGGUGCACAUACUAAUGAGGUUGAAGUUGGCCAAGUGACAACAGAGUUCCUGAAAAACUUAUCUUCCCUCACUGAGUACACAGUUGCUAUCUUCUCAAUCUAUGACGAAGGACAAUCAGAACCACUUACUGGAGCAUUUACUACAUUACAAGUUCCCACUCCACAGAACCUGAAAAUCAGUGAAGAAACCACUAGCAGUUUUAGAGUCAGAUGGCAAAAUGCAGGUCCUGAUAUUGUCCUAUACAAGUUAGUUUGGAUGCCUUCAGCUAGUAGUGAUACAAAGGAACUGAUAUUAAAUGGAAAUAAAGACACAGUCAUCCUCAACAAUUUAGAGCCAUUCACUGAGUAUGAAGUUUCUUUAUCAGCCAUUUAUAAAGAUGAAAGUGAGAGUGAUGCCAUAUUUGCACUUGGAAUGACACUUCCAAGCACUACCACAACCACCACAACAGUGACAACAACAACCAUAUCAGUUAUACGCAGUGGAGUAAGAAAUUUGAUUGUCACUGAUGAAACUACCUUCAGCAUGAAAGUAUCCUGGGAUAAUGUUGACCAAAAUGUCCGCCAAUACAGGGUGUCCUAUGUGACAGCAAGAGGAGAUCGUGCUGAAGAAGUGAUUAUGGUGCCAGGAAGACAAAACAACAUCCUUCUUCAGCCACUGCUCUCUGACACCGAGUACAAAAUUACAGUCAUUCCAGUCUAUUCAGAUGGAGACGGACUUAGCAGCUCUUCCAUUGGAAGAACCUUGCCAUUGUCAGCACCUAGGAACUUGCGUGUCUCAGAGGAAUGGUACAAUCGUUUCCGGAUUACAUGGGAUUCUUCACCCUCUCCCACAAUGGGCUAUAGAAUUGUAUACCAGCCAAUUUCUGCUCCAGGUCCUGCUUUGGAGACAUUUGUGGGUGAUGACAUAAAUACUAUGCUUAUUCUUAAUUUAUUAAGUGGCACUGAAUAUAGUGUUAAGGUGAUUGCUUCAUAUACAACAGGCUCCAGUGAUGCACUUAUUGGAAAAGCAAAAACAUUGUAUCUUGGUGUGACAAACCUCAAUACAUACCAGGUUCGCACAACAAGCAUGUGUGUACAGUGGCAACCUCACCGUAAUGCUAAGAUGUACAGGGCUGUUAUUGAAAACCAAACUGAUGGUCAAAUACAGGAAAAUACUCUUGGAGGUGGAACAUCAAGACAUUGUUUUUAUGAACUGCUGCCCAAUACUGCAUACAAAAUAAGUCUUUACUCUCAAAUUCAAGACAUGGAAGGGCCAGCUGUCAUCAUCAUGGACAGAACACUUCCCAUCCCAACACAGCCUCCUACUGUGCCAUCAACCACAACAGCAAUUCCCACUAUACCUGCUGCCAGAGAAAUUUGCAAAGCUGCCAAAGCUGAUUUGGUGUUUCUGGUUGAUGGUUCAUGGAGUAUUGGUGAUGAUAACUUCCAUAAAAUCAUUCGCUUCCUGUAUAGCACCAGUGGAGCUUUGGAUCAGAUUGGUCCUGAAGGAACCCAGGUUGCUAUUGCACAGUACAGUGAUGAUGCUAGAACAGAGUUCAAGCUUAACACUUACAGUGACAAGGAAGCUCUUCUGGAAGCCAUUCAGCGUAUUCAGUACAAGGGAGGAAAUACGAAAACAGGUAGAGCUAUUAAACAUGUGAAGGACACCAUCUACACUACGGAAGGUGGGCUUAGAAGAGGCAUUCCAAAGGUUUUAGUUGUUCUUACUGAUGGAAGAUCUCAAGAUGAUGUUAAUAAAAUUAGCAAGGAGCUACAAAUGGAUGGCUAUGUCAUUUUUGCAAUUGGAUUUGCAGAUGCUGAUUAUGGGGAGUUAAUACAUAUUGCCAGCAAACCAAGUGAUCGCCACGUUUUUUUUGUGGAUGAUCUGGAUGCGUUUAAGAAAAUUGAAGAACAGCUUAUUACUUUUGUCUGUGAGGCAGCAUCUGCAACCUGUCCUUCUGUGCUUAUGAAUGGUAACACACUAGCAGGUUUUAGAAUGAUGGAGAUGUUUGGCCUUGUUGAGAACCAAUAUGCCUCUAUUGAUGGAAUAUCAAUGGAGCCUGGAACAUUUAAUAGCUUCCCCUGCUACAGACUACACAAAGAUGCUCUCAUCUCACAGCCCACAAAGUAUCUUCAUCCAGAAGGUCUUCCCUCUGAAUAUACCAUUACAAUACUCUUCCGCCUUCUACCUGAGACCCCACAUGAACCCUUUGCUCUGUGGGAAAUUCUUAAUGAAGACAAAGAACCUCUUGUGGGAAUCAUUCUUGACAAUGGUGGUGAAACACUCACAUUCUUCAAUUAUGAUUACAAAGGCGAGUUUCAGACUGUCACAUUUGAAGGUCCUGCAAUUAAGAAGAUAUUCUAUGGCAGUUUUCAUAAGCUUCACGUUGCCAUUAGCAAGACAAGUGCCAAGGUUGUUAUCGAUUGUAAGCAAGUUGGAGAGAAGACAAUCAAUGCUGCAGGUAAUAUUACCAUUGAUGGCACUGAGGUUCUGGGGAGAAUGGUGAGGUCCAGAGGGAAGAAAGACAACUCUGCUCCAUUCCAGCUUCAGAUGUUUGACAUAGUGUGCAGCUCUUCUUGGGCCAACCGAGACAAAUGCUGUGAAAUCCCAGGACUUAGAAUUGAAGAGAACUGUUCUGCAUUGCCACAUGCCUGCACCUGCUCUCAGGACAGCAAAGGUCCAGCAGGGCCACCUGGACCACCAGGUGGGCCAGGAAUCAGAGGUCCAAGAGGGGAACGUGGAGAAUUAGGUCCACAAGGACCUGAAGGACCUCGGGGAGAAGUUGGGUCACCAGGGCCACAGGGGCCCCCAGGACCUCAGGGACCAAGUGGACAUUCUAUACAAGGACCUCCUGGUUCCCCAGGUGACAAAGGUGACAAAGGUGACCCUGGUGCUCCUGGUUUGCAGGGUGUUCCUGGACAAUCUGGAUCCCCAGGACGUGAUGGUACACAAGGACAAAGGGGACUACCUGGAAAAGAUGGACCUCAGGGACUUCAAGGGGCUCCAGGACCAAUUGGAGCACCGGGUGCACCUGGUUCACCUGGUUCCAGUGGACCCACAGGGGCCCUUGGUGAUCAGGGACCACCUGGUAUUCCUGGCAUAAAAGGAGAAAAAGGUGAACGAGGCGAUGUUCAGUCCCAUUCUGUGGUUCGCUCCAUUGCAAGACAAGUCUGUGAGCAGCUCAUUCAAAGUCACAUGGCCAGAUAUAACUCAAUGUUGAACCAGAUUCCAAGCCAGUCAGUUUCUGUCAGAGCAAUUCCUGGGCCACCAGGAGAGCCUGGUCGUCAAGGGCCUCAAGGACCCCCUGGAGAGCAAGGACUCCCCGGAAGACAAGGAUUUCCAGGCAGUAAUGGUGAACCCGGCAGACCUGGAGAGAGAGGGACACCAGGGGAAAAAGGAGAAAGAGGAAUACCAGGCAUUGGCAUACAAGGACCCAGAGGACCUCCUGGACCACCAGGACCACCAGGAGAAGGUCGCCCUGGUAGUCAGGGACAGCCAGGAGCACCUGGCAAUCAGGGAACACCGGGACGUCCUGGAAGCCCUGGUCCUACAGGAUCAGCUGGUCCCCCUGGAUAUUGUGAUGCUUCAUCUUGUGCUGGCUACAGUGUAGGAGGUGGAUAUGGGGACCCACGUGAUCCAGAAAUCCCUGUAGUACAGUUGCCUCCUGGCUCCUACCAACCCUAUGGCCAUAAUGACCCUUAUGACGAGGAAGAAGAAUCCUUUGAAGGAUAUGGAUCUUAUCUUGAGCAGCCUCAGUACCCUCGGAACUCAUUCCCUUCUUCCUCCUAGUUCCCUGCUUCCUACUCAGUUUUAGAACAGCACCCAGAGGCCAUCGAGGUGAGCUCACCUGGAAUUUACAGUUUUUCCAGAAGCAUCUCCAGUCGCAAGAUGCAGUCAUCUGAUUCAGCUGACUAAAAGGGUAACUUGACAAGGAACCAAGAAUUUGUGCUCAACGAAAACAACUUUUUAUCUUCCACUCAAAGAACAUUGUGGAAUUUUGCCUUGUUUAUAGUACAUUUUCUGUAUUUCUUUUAAAUCUUACUGUAAAUUAUGAAAUCAGAAAAUGUCAAACUGAACACGUUAUAACUAAACUAAACUAAUCAUCUGUGAUGCUGUAUUACAUUUUGUGAACAUUUCUGUGCCAUUUAUGAGGUAAACUUUCAGUGUACUGGUUUACUUUUUUAAAUUGAAGAAUAUGUUUGUGCUUCUUUAUGUCAGCAUUUUGAUUUAUGGUUCUUCAAAACAAAUAUUAUCUAUCUGUAUUUUUAUAAUUAUAUUUUAUGAAUUAAAGAAGUGCUCGGUGCUGAAAUAAUGUUAAUUAUGUCAGUUUAAUGCUAUUUCAAAAUUUUUGACGAGUAAGGUAAACAUAAUCCAGGGAUUUACAAGUUUCCUGUCACUCCUCCAAUGGAACAGAAUGAAUGUGUAGUAUGCUAAUGUUUCUAUUUUAAAGUAAUUCUAAACUAUAAAAAUCAUAUGUCUUUUCUUGUACAAUGCAAUAAACUAAACUUGAAAUUA